This is a messenger RNA of Bombyx mori (domestic silkworm), 2517 nucleotides long. RefSeq lists its product as uncharacterized. Gene Ontology annotation, molecular function: DNA binding. Gene Ontology annotation, cellular component: nucleus. Lineage: Eukaryota; Metazoa; Arthropoda; Insecta; Lepidoptera; Bombycidae. Bases 330 to 2303 code for a protein of 657 amino acids. The record is from RefSeq and is a predicted model, not a curated record. The transcript is spliced from 3 exons.
GUAGAGUCAUGUGGGGUAACCGUACGCAGCGGGUAAGUGUACGCAGUGAACAUCGUGCGAAUGACGCAGUGGACAACUGGUCGAGACCUGUCGUAUUUAGUUCACACUUGACUGCCAAGUAAGAGUACCGCGUCACAGGUUUUCUGCUCAAGGCCGGGGAUACUUAUGCGACAAUAUUGUUUUUGCACGGUUUUCUUAUUUAAUUUCUUGAAAUUCAUUUGCAUGUCUAAGGCAUUAAGAUUUGUCUGAGUAAGUACACAAAGUGACUGGGAACAGGAGAAACUAAUCAAUAUUUUGUGUGAAUUUACGUAUUUGAUCUAAGAUUGAAAAUGCCUCGAAAAUAUAUAAGGAAAUGUCCCGAUCGGAAAGUCUGUACUCAAGAGCAAAUUGAUAAAGCCAAGCAGUUGAUUGGAGAAGGAAAAUCGAAACGAGCAGCAGCAGAAAUUGUUGGGAUCAAUGAGAGUACUUUGAGAAAACGUUUAAAACUCAACUCCACUGCAACAUCAAUGGGGAGAUAUCAACAAACAUUUACACGUGAACAAGAGGAAGAAAUUUACAAUCAUUGCAAAUCUAGUGACGAGAGGUUCUACGGUCUUACUUUGAAUACACUGAGAAAAUUAGUUUACGAAUUUGCAGAAGUGAAUGAAAUAGAGAAUAGGUUUGAUAAAACAACAAAAAUGGCUGGAAAAGACUGGGUCUACGAGUUUAUAAAACGACAUCCUGAUUUAGCUUUAAAGCAAACUACACCUACGAGCAUUGCAAGAGCCAUUGGUUUUAAUCAAGUGCAAGUAAAUAGAUUUUAUACAAACUUGAAAAAGUGUCAAGAAAAAUAUAACUUCCCUCCAGGUCGAAUAUAUAAUAUGGACGAGACUGGCAUCAGCACAGUGCCAAAAAAGACUCCUAAAGUUAUAUCACUGAAAGGAAAAAAAAAUGUUAAUAAAAUUGUUUCUGGAGAACGUGGUCAAACUAUAACUGCUGUUUGCUGUGUCAGUGCAACUGGAAAUUAUGUGCCUCCUCCAUUUAUAUUUCCUCGAAAAAGGAUGAAGGGUGAACUCAUGGAUGGAGCUCCAACUGGAAGUAUUGGUAUGACAUCUGAUUCGGGAUUUAUCAACACGGAUUUAUAUUUGGAAUGGCUUCAUCAUUUCAAGGACUACACUUCACCAACUGUCGAUAAUCCUGUGCUACUGAUUAUUGACAAUCAUUCAAGCCAUAUUAGCUUGCAAGGUACCUUGUAUUGCAGACAGCAUAACAUCAUAGUACUUACUUUGCCACCUCACAGCAGUCACAAAUUACAACCCUUGGAUAGGGCUAUUUACAGUCCUCUUAAAAGCCAGUACGCAAUUGAAGCUGAUAAAUGGAUGGCACAGCAUCCUGGUAGAUCUAUUAAUCAAUACCAAGUGACUUUGAUUUUUAACAGAGCCUUUCUAAAAAUUGCCACUGUGGGUAACGCAGCUUCAGCUUUCAGGGUCACGGGAAUAUAUCCCUUCAACAACGACCUGUUUACAGAAGCAGACUUUGCACCAUCUUCAGUUACAGAUAUGUUUUGUCCAACUUCUGAUACUGUCCUUCAAAAUCCGUCUACUUCAAGUUCACUUGGCUUGGAUCAUCAUAUUGUAUCUGUUGCACCUGUUCCACAAGAAUUAGUUGCUUCUGCGUCGGCCGAUUUAUCAGAAACACAAAUUGAGAUAUCUGAUGUUUCGACUGUUGCUGAAGUUCAUCACCCAUCAAGCUCUCCACUACCUAGAAAACCUAACAUCGAAACUGAUAUACAGAAAGCCAAUGAACCAUCGCAUGCGCUUUCUGAUCCAAUGGACCAAAUAGAAGAAUUUCAGGAACAACAAAUUAUUCCGCCUCCCGUUCUCGGUAACAUUUCGAAUACUCACAAAUCUCAUAUUCCCUUAAUCAAUAUAAGCCCAUUGCCAAAGGCAACUCACAUUCAGAUACGACGCAAAAAUGCCAGCAAAUCGGAAAUAAUCACUAAUAGUCCGUUUAAAAAUAUGUUAGAAGAGAAACAAAAAGAAGUCGACCGAAAAUCUAAGAAAAUAAGAAAACCAAAGAUGAACAUGGAAACCAAAACUAAGCCAAAGAAGAAAGAUAAUAUUAAGACUAAUACUAAAACUAAAGACAAUGACAAGAAUAAAUGUUCAGAACAAGAGUACUACUGUCCGUUGUGUCAAGAAAAGUACGGAGAUACGGCUGAAGCGUGGAUUAAAUGUUCAAUUUGUAGCUCUUGGUGGCACGAAGCCUGCACCAGCUGCGAGAGUGGCAUAUUUACUUGUGAUCUAUGUGUAGUAAAAGAUUGAGUUUCGGAUGUGCGUACACUUUGCCGACGUUGCGUAUACUUAACCGAAGGCAUGCGGACACUUUCCCGCCGAUACGGGUAAGUGUCCGCAUUUCCCUUGAUGAUUAAAAGUUUCAAUAAAAAUAACAAUUAUUAUUAGAAUUUUAAAAAUAUGUUUUGUUAUUACUGAGAAAUGUUUAUUACGUUAGAAUAAACGUUGUUUUUUUUUCAUACAA